GUAGGUCGCUGUCAGAGCACUGGAGCUUAUCAGGACACUGUUAGCGAGAUCUCGAGUAGAGGAAACCCAUCACAAACUUGUAGUUAAAGAUCGAUCCGAGCCUUGUUGCUAUUGUUUCGCGUCUGUUUUCACCAUGAAAGCCAUCAGUCCCGUCCGCUCGGUGAGGAGCUGCUACAAGGCCGUGUGCUGCAUUUCGGAGCAGAGUCUCGCCAUAAACCGGAAUAAACACUCGUGCCUGGAGGAGCCGGUGAGCGCCCUGUGCGACAUGAACGACUGCUACUCCAAGCUGAAGGAGCUGGUGCCGAGCAUCCCGCAAAACGAGUCCGUCAGCCAGGUGGAGAUCCUUCAACACGUUAUCGACUACAUCUUCGACCUGCAGAUCGCGUUGGAGGCGGAGGACACCGCCGAGCCGGAGAUGGUUUUGUCAAUAAAGACUGCGGACCUUACUCGCAAUUUCUCCAAAGAAGAAAGACGGUUGUGCCAUUAAGGAUGACUCUGACACAAUAUGGUGCAGGGAAACACAUGUCUCCACUUCACUCCGGGCAAGAGGACAAGAGGGGCAGAAAGGGUGGGAUAGGUAUUUGGAAGAGAAGAAGAAGAAGGAGGAGGAGGAGGGAGGUGGAGGGUUGAAAGAAAGAAAAGACAAGUUUAAAAAAAAAUGUGGACCAUUUCCUAGAUGAGUGGGGAUCAACAGUAGUGCAUGAGCAAGAACACAGAGACUCAUUCUUCUGGCCCCUGGACAGACAAAUCAACACACCAAAGCAGAAGCUGGGAUUGGAGGCUGAGAGUGACUGGCUUUAGGUGCCCUCCUUGGAAAAGAAACUGGGGUCUACCCUGUAGGUAGAAGUAGUAGAAAUAUUGGUACUUUUAUUCUAUUUUUCUUUUUGUGUGUUGCAUUCCAAACAGUUUUUUUUUUUUUUUUUUUAAAUCUUUUUUUUUUUUGGGUUAAACUCCACACCCAACCUGAAACCUUCCUACACCAAUUCUCACAUCAUCUCACUUAAUUAUCCUCCGCACCCUAAUCUGAUUUCUGAUGAUCUGGAGACUGUUACAGCUUCAUAAGAAUGUGUACAUAUCUGCUGUGGGUAUGUAAGGCGUGAGUCGGUUUGGACGUUGGUGGGUUUUUUUUCUGAAUGGGAGUUUGGGUUUUCGUAGGGAUAUUCAGAACUCUAUACUAGAGUUAAUUCUAAAUGUUUGUAGGGAUUGUGUUAUUUCUACAGACAAUGUGCUGUGAGUUUCAUAAACUCUUUAUUAUAAAGUGUGCUUUGUAUGUAUGUUCUUAUGUAAAGAAAUAAAAAGAAGAUGUGAA
Scatophagus argus is the source of this 1309-nucleotide messenger RNA. It is a transcript of the gene id3, whose product is annotated as inhibitor of DNA binding 3. Bases 134 to 487 code for a protein of 117 amino acids. Gene Ontology annotation, cellular component: cytoplasm; nucleus. The record is from RefSeq and is a predicted model, not a curated record. The transcript is spliced from 3 exons. Gene Ontology annotation, biological process: negative regulation of transcription by RNA polymerase II; cell differentiation; circadian regulation of gene expression. NCBI's taxonomy places the organism in Eukaryota, Metazoa, Chordata, Actinopteri, Scatophagidae. Gene Ontology annotation, molecular function: protein dimerization activity; transcription regulator activity.